This is a messenger RNA of Phasianus colchicus (ring-necked pheasant), 3307 nucleotides long. It is a transcript of the gene FNDC11, whose product is annotated as fibronectin type III domain containing 11. NCBI's taxonomy places the organism in Eukaryota, Metazoa, Chordata, Aves, Galliformes, Phasianidae. Gene Ontology annotation, molecular function: protein binding. The record is from RefSeq and is a predicted model, not a curated record.
UAUUGAUUUUCCAUAAAGAUGAAUUCCAGCUUCCAGGUCUCUCUGACAGGCACUAUCUGGGUGUUUUGUUUGCUCCGAGGGUGGAAAUACAUGUUUUAUUAAGUGUCAGAACUCGCUAAUGAGAAGAGGGAGGAAAAUCAAUUGUCUGCUUAUAUCUUGAUCUUAAAGACUAACAAGUUCUCUAUUUUGAUGCUGUAGUCAGGAGGACAGGGCAGAAUGACAAAUGGUAAACAGCAGCUGUCAGCUUCUCAGCAGUGGCAGCUCAGCUGAUGAGAGGGGAGGGAGAGGAGUAUAUGAAGUUUGAUGGCUUCAAACACAUUUUGUAUUAAUUCAGAGAAACUCGGGGAACUGUAAAAAAUCCUAUAGUUGAAUCGAUCUCUGAUGUAAAAAUACUGAAAAUAUUGGAGACUGCAAGCAGGUUUAUGCUCAUGUUCCUAAAAUCAAGACAGAAACUUGGCCAGCUGUUUAGGAUAGAGGUAACCAAAGGAAUUUCAUUUCUCCAUUCUAAUUUGAGAUGAAGAUUCUCACUUAUGAUGGUGAGAAUCGCAAGCAAGCUCAGUGCAGAAGUCUCAGCAACAAAUCCACUUUCAAUCUCACAUCAUACUGUGCUCAUGGAAGGCACUCAGAUGGCAUCCUACCCUUACCAAAAUGAAGAGUAACAUGGCUAAGCCAAGGACUCCACCUUUGCUGUUUUAAAAACCCAGAACACGAGGAAAGAGCUCCAGUUCCCAGCACGCUUUGUGACAGGUUUGGGAUCUAUGACACGAACAUCUCAGCACAUCCAUUUCUUGCAGGAACUUGGCAUGCUUAUUACCAAAUAGUGAUCUCUGUUAACCUCCUUCGAGCAAGGAUAUCAACUUUCUUUCACUUGUAUUUGUUAUCUUCCUCAUCUGUUACAGAAUCACACCUGACAAUUGUAUAGUUAAUCUCUUGGCAGCUGUGAAAUGAAACAGUAAGCUCAGGCUGCCAGGAGAAGAUGCAUUGAUUUCUUAAAAUGACAGAUCACCUCCUUGCUCGAUGCUCAAGCAGAAGCUCAGGGACAGUGUUAUGGAUCUUGGCUAUCAUUCAAUUAAAAAAGCUUAGCAAAGAUGCACCAGCUAAGCGUCCAAGACAGCAUUAAGGCUAAGCUCCAACCCAAAGACUUAAUCGCAGGGAGUAUGAAAGCACCUUCAGACCCAGAAAGUCUGUCUAGCUUGCUGAUGGCAGCCCCGGUCGUGGUGCAGAGCUUAUUGCUGUGAACCAGACGAGCCUGCCUCUCCUCUGCAAUAAAACAGAACAGACUGGCCGGUCUGGUCCCUCAGCACAGCAGAACAGGAAAAUCCCUUCCUUCCCAAAUGGAAGCUUGCUUCACUUAAUGGAGCAGUCACUUCCCAGGGUACAGAGAGACAGCUCAGGGCUCCCCAGGAUGGAACCAGCUUUUCUGCUCAGUGCUGUAUGCCCUACACCCUGGUCUGAGGGUGCUGCGCAGACAGUGAUGACCUGCAAUAGCUGUUUCAUCCCUGUCUGCAGGGAUCCCUGGCUUAGGGCUGUGUCACCGUGGUUUGCUGCUGAAGUCAGGGCUCUGUGAACCAAGCCUUAAACCGGCCCGCAGUGAGGCGGCUCUGUCAGGCUCUAAGGACUUGGAGAUAGGGAUGGUAAAGCACUGCAGCCGCUGCCUAGCUUCAUGCAGCAGAGGUGAAGCAAGCAGUGAGAAUGCCUUACACAGGGAAUCAAAGCUUUGGAAAUUGUCUUUUGGAUAUUGCAAUAACCACAAACCCUGGACUCCUCAGAGCAUCGGCUUAGUGCUCCCAUAGCCCACAGCCAGGGCACAAAACGGGAGGUAAAACAAAAUAGGUUUUGGAGGAGGAGGGAGCUACCCUCGCACUCCUGCUCAUCCCUUUGCAGCUCUCUAGGAAUCCACACUGGCAGCCCAGGGCUCCUUGGCACAGCUCUUGGCCAUGCUGAGGACAGAGGAUGCUUGUGAAGCAGGCAAAAGCCAGUCCCUCAGCCCCGGCACAGCCAGCACCCAGCUCAGGAAGGCAGUCUGAGACAGCACUAUCAGCACGCACACACACCUCACUGGUUAAUCAGGGAGAGACACCCAGCCCCAACCACAGACCUGCCCCAGGCCUCAGCCCUCAUACAGCACAAUGCGCUGCCAUGGUAACGGCUGAGGACUGCAUGCAGCCAGCCAGGCCGCAAGGCGAGGGCCAGGCCAGGCUGGGAGCACGGGGUGCAGAAGUGGGACGGGGCUCCCUGGCUGGCCAGGGGGAAGAAGGGCUCCCCAAGGUUGGGCAAGCAAGUUUUGGAAUCAUGAAUGUGAAUUUGAAUGAAUGUGAAACCAAUUCAGAGAAUACUGUACACAGCACAGAGGAACAAGGCAAUGCCACCCGCAGGAGGUACGCCGAGAGAAGCAGCCUCGUACGGCAGUACCUGCAAUCUGAUCUGAGCCUCCACCUCCUCGAGAUACAUCAGAAGAAAGUGGAGCUUCUGAAGAAGUGUUGCUAUUACAUUGAGGUUCUGCCCACAUUUUUGAUCCUGAGAGACCAGAAUCUCUUGGCGCUUCCUACCAGCAUCUUCCAAGUAAUUGACCCCUGGAAAUUCCAGAGAGUGAAGAAAAUGGGAAGAUCCCAGACUGAAAUCCAUCUGCAGCUUUUAACCCACCUGUUAGAAGAGCUGCAACGAGGUCGGGAGGAGCUGGUCUGCUACGUAGAGACCUGUGACAUGGUAACUUUCCUCUCCAAGUGGGACUCGAUUAAGCAGAGAAUGUCAGACCUCUCCAAAAUAAUGAACAAUUUCAUUUCCGUGCAAGUAUCAAGAAGGCUCUACACCAAGCACCGUUUGGUGUCAUGUGCAGAUAUUAGGGGUAGCAAAAUACCAGACAUUCGGCUUUUUCUCUGUGCAAAGAUGCCAGUUAUGUUUGAUCGAAACGAAUCAUUUGCACACAAGAACUGGGCCCACCUCAAAUGGUCCAUCGAAAAUCAAGAGUCACCCCACGAACAAUUUGAACUGCAUUUUAAGUUAGUGAAGCGUGGAACUCAGGCAGAAUUUGGACACUGUGGGCUUGUGACACGUACCACCAACACCUGUGUAGUCCAGGGCCUGCUGCCUGACCGAACGUACGAAUUCAUGAUCAGAAGAGCAGAAGUAUACACGCUGGUCUAUGAAGUAUGGCAUGACACCAUCACACUGACCACAAAAGCUAACAUAACUGAAGACAAAAGCACCCAAGAACCAAUGGAUGAGGUGGCUGACAAGAAUGCUUUCCCAUAUUUUCCAUUUGAAAAAAAGUGAACAAGAAGAAUAAAGAAAAAAUCCUGAUAUUUGA